CAUGCAUGCAGGGCCGCCUUGGCUGCCGCUCGCUGCUACAUCCUGGAAGAUGCAGCAGCGGUCUCUGACUCCGGCGGCAGGAAUAGUGCAUGAGCGGACUCACUCAGUAUAUCUCCGGAUUCAGCGAGGCUGGCUUUAGACUAGAAGAGAAAGAUAACGGUGCUGAAUCUGGUGAUGAUGAUGGUGAGGAUGACGAUGCUUCGUUGGCCAACUUUACACACGGUCUACGAUAAGAAAGAGUGAGAAGAGAAGCUUAUGCGAAAGGGAAGGCUGUCAGUUUUACUGUAUAUAUUUUUUCUUUAUUAUAAUGGUGGAUGCAUGGACAGUCACACAGAGCCUAGGCUGACAACUGAGAACAACGUGGCUGCCCAACAUCGUGAAUAUUACAGCCUCCUGCAUUGCACCAUGACCUUGGACGCACAAACGCUGAUUAGUGGAGGUUCAGUCAUUAACGCUGAAGCAGUAUGGGAUCAUGUCACCAUGGCCGACCGGGAGUUGGCGUUUAAGGCUGGGGACGUCAUCAAAGUUUUGGAUGCAUCUAACAAGGACUGGUGGUGGGGGCAGAUUGAUGAUGAGGAGGGAUGGUUUCCUGCCAGCUUUGUCAGGGUUGAACCCCAUCCCCCGCAACUUCAAACAAAACAAGUUUUCUAUCUCAACCCUAUAGCAACCCCAAGAGUUCAAAAUACGGCUGCAAAGCCUUGGGUGAACCAGGAAGAUGGAGCCGUGGAGACUGCAGAAAACACAAGUGAGGUGCAAAACGGCCAUCUGGACUCCAGCAAUGACUGCCUGUGUGUGGGCCGACCACUCCAGAAUCGCGAUCAGAUGAGAGCCAAUGUGAUCAAUGAGAUAAUGAGCACAGAAAGACACUACAUCAAGCACCUGAAGGACAUAUGUGAGGGCUAUCUGAAACAGUGCAAGAAAAGAAGAGAUAUGUUCAGUGAUGAACAACUAAAAGUCAUAUUUGGGAAUAUCGAAGACAUCUACAGAUUUCAACUGGGAUUUGUUCGAGAUUUGGAGAAGCAAUACAACACAGAGGAACCACAUCUCAGUGAAAUCGGCCCUUGCUUCCUAGAACAUCAAGAUGGCUUCUGGAUUUACUCUGAAUACUGCAACAAUCACCUGGACGCGUGCAUGGAGCUGUCCAAGCUAAUGAAGGACAGCCGAUACCAGCACUUCUUUGAAGCCUGUCGUCUCCUGCAGCAAAUGAUCGACAUUGCCAUUGACGGUUUUCUGUUAACACCGAUUCAGAAGAUCUGCAAAUAUCCACUGCAGCUGGCGGAGCUGCUGAAGUACACUGUCCAAGAGCACAGUGACUUCCGUUAUGUUGCCGCAGCUCUGGCUGUCAUGAGGAAUGUCACUCAGCAGAUAAACGAGCGCAGGAGACGACUGGAGAACAUUGACAAGAUCGCUCAGUGGCAGGCUUCUGUUUUGGAAUGGGAGGGGGAUGACAUUCUGGACAGAAGCUCUGAGCUGGUUUAUACCGGGGAGAUGUCCUGGGUUUACCAACCCUAUGGGAGGAGUCAGCAGAGAGUUUUCUUUCUCUUCGAUCAUCAGAUGGUUCUCUGCAAAAAGGACUUGAUACGCAGAGAUGUCCUUUACUACAAAGGUCGCAUCGAUAUGGACAGGUAUGAAGUGAUCGACACAGAAGAUGGCAGGGAUGAUGACUUCAACGUUAGCGUUAAAAAUGCCUUCAAGUUGCGCAACAAGGACACUGAGGAAAGCCACAUCUUCCAUGCCAAAAAGCUGGAAGAGAAGAUUCGAUGGCUCAGAGCUUUCCAAGAGGAGCGAAAAAUGGUCCAAGAAGAUGAAAAAAUAGGUUUUGAAAUUUCGGAAUAUCAAAAGCAACAAGCCGCCAUGACAGUGCGAAAAGUAGCUAAACAGAAAGAUUCAUUUAUAGAUAUCAUCUUGAGAAAGAUGGACAUUUUUUAUGGACAUGGUAUGAAAAAGAUAAAGGUAUAUUAAUUUACCAUGAGAGUAUUAUAUAUAGUGGGGGUCGCCCAUCAAUACUUCAGUCAUGACAUCAGGGAAACAUUGGAUUUGUGAAAAAUCAACAUCAAAUGUAGAAGCAAAUAAUAAUACUAGUAAUAAUUUGGCACAUUUAGCAUCACUUUGAUCAUCAUAUAUUCUGAAUGGAUUGAGUGGAGGAGCAAUGAAUUUGAACUAUUUUAAAUAGUAUUUUGUGUCCAUUGAACCUGUUUGAUAAAAUACAGAAAAUGCUAAACAAAUAUAAUAAUAUACUCACUAUUUGUUUAUUAGUCCAUGACAUUAGAAUAGGUAACAAUGAAACUGAAUAUUCAAAUUAUUCAAAUUCACUUUAACCUAUGAAAAUUGUACACCUAUGUAUCUUUUAAAACUGAGUUUCAUGACUGUCUACGUAAAGGAAGCAAUUUCAAGCAAAACUUAACUCCCCUUCAUUCUAUAGUGCCUACAACACGUAUCUUUUUAAAUGAUUUACAUAAUGUUUUUAUUAGUCUUCUUGUGUUCAAUUUCAAUAAUGCCUAUUAAGUUCAGGUAAUGUAAAUUGCUCUGCAAAAAAUUCAAACACUCUUGAAGUCUGAGCUUGGGGAAAACAAAACAUUGUCCCAUCAGCAUGGCUGCAGAAUUUGUAUUUUAUUACCAUUUCAAAAGUAUCAAGUGCUCCAAAAAUGUGAGUGAUAUUGCACAAUAUCUUUGUGAUUCUUUUGUCCUUUAGUUUAAAGAAAUGCAGUUACUUUUAAUAGAAGCUUAUUGUUUACACACACAGUUUAGAUAACUAAUUAUGACUGGGAAUUGGGGGAUAGUGCAAAAGCAUUAGUUCAGUUGGGCUGUCUGUAGAUUGAUGAAAACAUUGCAGUGGUAACUGAUCAACUUCAAAAUCAAAAAAACAGGCCGACGUCUUUUUUGUGAUACGCUAAGUAGUAUGUUUUAUGGAUGUUUUACCUAGUUCCACUGGAAUGCGAUCUCGUUUUCUGGGGUCCUACUCGUCUUAGAGUAGUUAGAUAAUUAGAUAACCAGUUGUUAAAAAUGAAUAAAUAGAAAAUCCAUGCCUGAAUAUUGAGGAAAUUAAAAUAUCCCUGCCCUUAUGUCAUUUUACAACAUGCCAAAAGGAGAUAACGAACAGUUUCAUAUUUUUUACGUGUGCUGUGAUCAGAUUGGGCAGAAUUGUUUUCUCUGUUAAUAAUUUCUAAUAUGUGGAUUUACAUAUCGCAGAUAAAUUUCUUCUCUAUCUAGACUCCCUUUACAUUUUUUAAUUUGUUUAGCUAAAACCUUAAACAUAUUUCUAUUAAUACAUAUUAAUACAUGUUCAUCUUGAAGCAAUUUUUGCAAACAAUAAUGGAAUGAUUGGCGGCCCCUGUUGUAGACAGUAAAUUACCCUGCUUAUAAAACUUUGCUUAAUCAAGAUGCCAUGGCAGCUGUUGUUUAGUCUGAGAAAUUCAUUCUCCACACAGAGACACACUCAAGUACAUUAGGUAUCUACAGCUUUGUUGGGACUCUCCAGUCAUUUCUAUGGGCAUAGCCUUAUUCUCAACUAUGGCAACCUUAACCCCUACUAUAGCCCUUAACCUUAACCACAAGUAAGUAACCUUAGCCACAAGUAAGUAACCUUAACCAUAAGUAACCAAAACAGAUACAAGACUUUUGGCAUUUUUUUUUUUUUUUUAAUCUAAUUCUAAUAUUUUUAUAAAAUGGAGUGUCCCAUUGCUGAAAAAACAUCUGCUCAAGGUCAAAACAACAGGCUUACAUCACGUCAUGGGGACAUUAGGGACACCUAGGCUUGGCUUCUCAGACCCCUGUUAUUCUCAAUUUCCCCUGAUACCUGACGUAGCAUGUGGGAAAUCUUAUCAUGCAAAUAAUGUCAUCAGUUUCAUAUAUUAAACGCUGAGUUGAACAAAACUGGAAAGUAACUUAAAUUUAUGUAGGCGCAAUACGUGUACAGUAUGAGUAAAUGUGUACAGUUUUGUUACAAUUUUAAAUAUAAAUUUAGUGGAAGUUACGACAAAUGCUAACCCUCAAAAACUUCUGAAUAAUAUACUUUUAAGAUGCCAUGGCACCUUUUAGACUUUUUGGUUAAUAGUGUACAUAGUUCACUUUUGUGAUUAUUUUUUAAGUAAUAAUCCAGAAGUGAAUGCAGAAAAGCGUCAAGAAACACACAGAAUAUUUUAUGUAAUGAUCCUUUACCACUGAAGCAUUGCUUUUUCCUCUGUGCCCUGCAACACUGAAGGUGUCUACUGACAUACGAUACUAAGUAUUGUAAUCAAAAUUUGCCUAAAUGCUUAUUUGUCUGUUUCUUUGACGAUUUUCCACCAUAUACAGUAUAUAUACAUAUAUGGAAACACCAUAUAUAUAUAUGGGUGCAUAUAUGCAUACAUUUAAAUUAGUAAUAACAGCGUUCUUUUUGGUCUUUUUCUGGCUCUGUCUCUUUUUCUACACGUCUGCUUCUUUUCCUUCUUCAAAUCCAGGUGUAAGUCAAAGCAGACCAACGCCUCCUUUUUAUGCCUCACCUGUGAACACCAUGGAUCCAGGACAGUACGUGGUACCAGGCAGCUUGGCACAAUCAGAAAUUUUUGAAAUCAAUGAUUUCAAAAGGAGCC
Molecule: messenger RNA, 4571 nt
Organism: Brienomyrus brachyistius
Lineage: Eukaryota; Metazoa; Chordata; Actinopteri; Osteoglossiformes; Mormyridae
Gene: arhgef9a
Product: Cdc42 guanine nucleotide exchange factor (GEF) 9a
Exons: 11
Coding region: 256-1962 (568 amino acids)
Molecular function (GO): protein binding; guanyl-nucleotide exchange factor activity
Source: RefSeq, a predicted model, not a curated record